Molecule: messenger RNA, 1749 nt
Organism: Pyrus x bretschneideri (Chinese white pear)
Lineage: Eukaryota; Viridiplantae; Streptophyta; Magnoliopsida; Rosales; Rosaceae
Product: polypyrimidine tract-binding protein homolog 2
Exons: 11
Coding region: 163-1479 (438 amino acids)
Biological process (GO): regulation of RNA splicing
Cellular component (GO): nucleus
Molecular function (GO): mRNA binding
Source: RefSeq, a predicted model, not a curated record
AAUCCUUCUCUUUCUUCCUCCCGAAAACAUUUUGCUGUACUAAAGCAGGCCAGGUGGACUACUGUGCAACACGGGUACUCAGUCUCAAGAACCCUAAUUUGCUGACAAUCCAUCGAGGUUCUAGUUCCUUUCGAUUCUUCAGGUAUUGGGUUGGUAUACAGAAUGGCUUCUGUGUCCAGUCAGCCACAGUUCCGGUACACUCAGCCACCAUCUAAGGUGCUUCAUUUGAGGAACUUGCCGUGGGAGUGUACAGAGGAGGAAUUGAUAGAACUGGGAAAACCAUUUGGUAAAGUUGUCAACACAAAGUGCAAUGUUGGAGCAAACCGUAACCAGGCAUUUAUUGAAUUUGCAGAUUUAAAUCAAGCUAUUGCGAUGAUAUCAUAUUAUGCGUCAUCUUCAGAACCUGCUCAAGUAAGAGGGAAAACUGUUUACCUACAGUACUCCAACAGGCAAGAAAUAGUGAACAACAAAACUGCCGCGGAUGUUGCAGGAAAUGUACUGUUAGUAACAAUUGAAGGUGCGGAUGCACGCCUUGUCAGCAUAGAUAUUUUACACCUGGUAUUUUCAGCUUUUGGGUUUGUGCACAAGAUAACUACUUUUGAGAAGACUGCGGGAUUCCAGGCACUCGUGCAAUUUUCAGAUGCAGAAACUGCCACUUCUGCCAAAACUGCACUGGAUUCAAGAAUCAUCCCUAGGUAUCUGCUUCCUGAGCAUGUGGGACCAUGUACUCUCAGGAUAACAUAUUCUGGACACACUGAUUUGAGUGUGAAAUUUCAAAGUCACCGAAGCAGGGACUACACUAAUCCUAACCUUCCAGUUGCUCCAUCAGCCAUAGAUGGAAGUGGUCAGCUAAUUGUGGGAUUGGAUGGGAAAAAGCUAGAACCGGAGAGUAAUGUGCUUCUUGCAUCCAUCGAAAACAUGCAGUAUGCUGUCACCUUGGACGUUUUACACAUGGUCUUUUCUGCUUUCGGGCCUAUUCAAAAGAUCGCCAUGUUUGAUAAGAAUGGAGGGGUUCAGGCCUUGAUUCAGUAUCCAGAGGUUCAGACGGCUGUUGUUGCCAAGGAGGCCUUGGAAGGGCACUCCAUAUAUGAUGGAGGGUUCUGCAAGCUCCACAUCUCAUAUUCACGCCAUACCGAUCUCAGCAUAAAGGUGAACAAUGAUCGGAGCAGAGACUAUACAAUCCCUACCAUUCCAAUUGUGGCCGCACAACCGUCAAUUCUAGGACAACAGCCAGUUCAUCAGAGUGCCACAGUGCCUCCAUACAGCGGGGCUCAGUAUGCUGAUCAGGCUGUGAUGCCUCAGCCUUCUGCAGGGUGGGGACCAACUGUUCCGGCAGUUCCUCAGUCCAUGCCGUUUCAGAUGCAUAAUCAACCGUACAUGCCACCCGGAACUAUACCUAUAUCUUCUCCUCAAAUGGGCCCUGGGAUGAUGCAGAGUGGUCCGCCGCCUCCGCCCUAUCACCAUGGUCAUGUGCAAUGACACCUCUCUUAUGGAAUUAACCGUUAAAGUUGUUGAAUCUCCGGUCAUUGGAUUAUGGAACACCACCUCUGCAUAUACAAGGAGCAUUCGAACAAAGGGAAUCUCCCAUCUGCAGAAGCCGCCUAAUUGCGAAAACUUCAUAAUCCUGCUCUCUUUUUCUUGAAAUUUUGAUAGAGAUUAUGUAAAAUCAGUGGGUUUCAAAUACUUGAUUGUGUUGUUGACUGUUUUAAGGUUUAUUAAGAUAAUAAUAUCAACUGUUAGUUUAAAUGA